AUGUUAUCGGUAUAUGCUGACCAGCACCGGGAGGCGCCGUUCCCGAAAAAGGCAUACAAAGCUGAGCUUCAAAAAACUACGGAAAACGCAGGACUAGGCCUACAGGUGUCCGAAUUCCUGAGCGAGGCUGAGAUCAUCCACUCGCUCUAUUACCGGUACCGAAAUGCCCACCAUUGCGCCGAAUGGUUCAGGCCUUUCUCGAUGUUACAUCGACGGGUAUCCCAGGUUGCAAACUGGAUUGUUGACUUGCACAAAGCCACCAAGAAGCGUGCUCCUCGACUGAUCACUGCUAUCAAGAUAUCGAUCCAGAAGAUCCAGACCAGGUACCUCCAGCCUGCCUUUUGGAGCUUCUACAGCGUCCUGGCUCUAGGACAAUACGUCACAGUUGGAUUUGCAUUGCUAGGAACCGUGGCAAGGAUUGCCAGCCUUUUAGCACAAGUUCACCCGAUACCCAGGACAGUAGGAAAGGUACUCGAUGCAGCUGUUAAAAAGGGAGCUGAGGUCAUGUCCGAUGAUAUCGGUGAGGUUCUAGUUAGGGUCACAUCUGAGAAGCCUGCAAAAUCUGACAAGAUCAAGAAGAUGACCAAAAGCACAGUUACUAAGACUACCACGGGAGGAAAGAAGCUGCUUAAGAACAUGGACAUCGACGAUAUCUUCUCGACCAAGAAGAAGACCAAGAAAAACAUAGAGAAGCCUAGGGUUGUUGAAGAGAAUGUUGAAGAAAGUAUUAUCACAAAUGAUGAUAUUGAGGAUAAUUCUAUGCUGACUGAGCCAGCGCCGAAGGCCAAGAAGGUCAAGGUGGCCAAGGUGGAAAACUUCUUUGAGGAAUCCAAGGACAAGAAGAAGAAGAAUCCUGCUUCUCUAGACGAUAGUCUGGAGCCUCCGAAGAAGAAGAAGAAGAUACUGGAUUCAACAGACGGCAUGAAGAAAAAGAAGAAAAAGUCUAAGAAGAAUGCCAUCGACGAUAUCUUUGGCUAA
Messenger RNA from Yarrowia lipolytica CLIB122, 978 nucleotides. RefSeq lists its product as uncharacterized. NCBI's taxonomy places the organism in Eukaryota, Fungi, Ascomycota, Dipodascomycetes, Dipodascales. Gene Ontology annotation, molecular function: rRNA primary transcript binding. The record is from RefSeq and is a predicted model, not a curated record. Gene Ontology annotation, cellular component: ribonuclease MRP complex. Gene Ontology annotation, biological process: maturation of 5.8S rRNA from tricistronic rRNA transcript (SSU-rRNA, 5.8S rRNA, LSU-rRNA); nuclear-transcribed mRNA catabolic process, RNase MRP-dependent.